UCUAUUAAAAACUAGGAUUUUAUUUUUAUAGAUAACGUUGUGUUAUUUGUAGUAGCAUUGACAGGUUGUGAACUUCUUGUAUGUGCUAGAAAUGACGAAUUUAUUGAAUGAUAAAGGAGAAUCGUUCGCAAAAGUUCUGGACUAUGAGGGGUAUUAUUUUCCCAACCAUCUUGGUGCCCAACCGGACGUUGAUGUUACCGAAUACCUCUCUGGCUUAAAUGAGCUCACUUUUGAAGAUGGUGAAAUAUGUAUAGUUUCGUAUCUUAAAUCAGGUACACACUGGAUGUAUGAGAUAUGUAACAUGCUAAAAAAUGGAAAUUCGGAAUAUAUGGACAGAUUGGUUCCCAUCUUCGAUUACACGCCGAGGAAGGACUUGGAAGCCGCCCGCAAAAUGAACGGUGUCCAUACUUCACAUAUGUAUCCGCGACACCUGCCGAAACAUUUCUUAGAGAAACGUUGCAAGAUCAUCCACAUAUAUCGGAACCCAAAAGAUGUUGCAGUGUCAUACUUUAACUUCAGCAAAAAAGUAAAGUUUUACAACACAGAAGAUAUGUGUUUUCCAGAAUUUUUGAGACAUUUCGUCAGUGGAGAAGUUCCAUGUAGUGGUUGGGUCAACUGGAUAAAAGAAUGGAAGACAUUUCAGAAAGAAAACCCUGAUUAUCCAUUUUUUGAAAUAUCGUACGAAGACAUGAAAAGGAAUCUGAAGAAGGCUGUUCAAGAGAUAUCAGAUUUUCUUGAUCUUGGGUCUUCUCCCGAAUUGAUUGAAGAAAUAGCCAGGAAAUGCGAUUUUGAUAACAUGUCUACUCAUAAAAACUCAAAUAUACCCAAAAGCAUGCCAAAUAUAACAAGGAAGGAAAAUUCACAUAUUUUUUACAGAAAAGGUGGAGUAGGAGACUGGAAAAACCACUUCACCGUGGCUGAAAACGAGGCUUUUGAUCAGACAUUUGGACCCAAACUAGCAGAACUAGGAUUGAAUGUGACAUAUGAACUCUAACAAGGUCUUUAGUGAUAUAAACCAGGGUCACGUAUUACAAAAUAACUGACAAUGAAAUCUAACGAGUUUAUUUGUUUCUUAUAUUCUGUAGCUGGAAGAGAACGUUCACAGGCAUUAAUGACAGCUGUUCAAUCCAUUUCAUUAAUUUGAAUAAAUACAUUUUAAACAACA
Saccostrea cuccullata (small rock oyster) is the source of this 1165-nucleotide messenger RNA. RefSeq names its product sulfotransferase 1E1-like. Gene Ontology annotation, cellular component: cytoplasm. NCBI's taxonomy places the organism in Eukaryota, Metazoa, Mollusca, Bivalvia, Ostreida, Ostreidae. The transcript has 6 exons. The record is from RefSeq and is a predicted model, not a curated record. Gene Ontology annotation, molecular function: sulfotransferase activity. Gene Ontology annotation, biological process: sulfation. Bases 92 to 994 code for a protein of 300 amino acids.